Brassica rapa (field mustard) is the source of this 3486-nucleotide messenger RNA. Its product is annotated as gibberellin 2-beta-dioxygenase 8-like. Lineage: Eukaryota; Viridiplantae; Streptophyta; Magnoliopsida; Brassicales; Brassicaceae. The record is from RefSeq and is a predicted model, not a curated record.
AAAUUAAACUUCAAAUUUAAAAUAAACUCAAAGUGAAAGAUCAUUGUAAUAAAUUGUCAAUAACGGAAAUAAACUAACACCAAAUCACAUCAACUAAUUUUGGUUCUCUCUACCAUCGUUCACUUCAUUUUCUUCAGGUGACAUAAUGAAAUCUUCAUCAAAAUCUAAAAAUCACAAAUAUAAAACUGAAAAGGGAAAACCUUACUUUUUUUUUGUCAGCACCUAACUUCUUAAUUUGAAACUUAGAAUAUAUUUCGGGCAGCACACUACGAUAACAGAAAGUUACAUUUCGGCCAGCACACUACGAUAUACGUAUAUUGCCAUAAACAGAUUAUAUUAGUUGAUUAUCAUAUAUUUUUUGCCUUGGCCAGCAACCAACGAAUUGGUUAUAUUCGCAGAUUUCAAUUGAUUUUCCAACUCGGAACCAACCGGUUCGGUUCAUUAUUACAAUUAAAAUCGCUAUAGCUACAAUAUCUACGUUAUGUUAAACUCUUUCUUAUACAGAGUUCUCACGUAACAAACUAAUGGGACGUUGAAUAUAGUACAACAAAUCCCUUAUAAGAGAAAAGGAAAAGACGUCAUCAGCUUCUCCGUUAUGUCCUCUUGAGUAACAGAUAAAUGGAUUUCUCUUCUUGGGACGUCGUCAUCUUAUCUUUCGAUCACUCCUAUUGGGAUUCUCCAUACUCCUCUAUAGUCUUUAUAUCGCAAGCAUGCACAUAGAUUGACACAUUGAAGAACAAAGUUAUGUGAGAAGAAGAAGUCACGUUGAAGAACAAUAUUAGAGAGAGUGAUGAUACUCUUUAUAGUUCAUUUAAUCUCAUAGUAUGUGCAUUCUUCUCACGAGUGUAAGUAUCACUAUGGCCAAGGUUUAUGACCUUAUAUCAUGAUGCGUCAUGUAAUUGGUAGACAGAGUAAUCGCCGUCGAGCACAUUAUAGCAUCAAUAACCCCGCGGAUAUCAUGAUGCAUCAUGUCUUCAAUGUGUUAUGCAGUGGGGAGCUUCGCAAUGUGUCAUGCAGUGGGGAGCUUCAAUGUAUUAUGCAGUGGGGAGCCGUCAAACACAUUAUAUCAUGGUGCUUCAUGUCUUUGCGCAGCCCUCCGAAGAACGACACACUGUAACCGUCCAGCGAUUUCGCAGAACGUCUCAAAUCAGACGUUGGAGAAGUUAUCCACCUAAACCCCAGCGAUGUGCACGGACGCACCACGACCGACGAUGGUCUUCAAAGUGUUACUCAAGAGGACAGAAUGGAGUUCAUGAUGUCGUGUGUCGUUGGAACAUGAUACAGAUUUUUCUCGUCUUCAAAGUGUUCCUGAUGCGUUCUUCUUUCAGAUGAAUGGUCAUGUCUCGUCUGAAGAUGAGAGAGCGGCUCGUCUUCAACCCCGGCGUGUCUAAACGUUCCGAGCUUCGGGGUCACUUGGUCGUCGUUUCCUAAGUCGGUCUCCACGUAGAACUUUGAAGGUUUCUUUGAAAACCUUACGUUUGAAGUAAUAGUGCUUAAGAAUGAAGAAGAUAAAACUCCCCGCUUUGCGAUUCCCGUUAGAAGUCUAAAACAUUACUUGGUUACUUUUUUUGUAGAAUAAGGAAACUCUUUAAGAAUUCGCUUAUAGAGGAAGCAAAUAAGGAAACUUAUUUGUGAGAGUGUCUCUCCAAUAGACACGUGUCCAAUUUGGUGUGAAAGCAUUAACUCCAAUGCUCCUCUUUUAAUAUAUAAGGGAUUUAUUAAUCCCCAUUAUCGUAUCUUGUCCACCAUAUGUAUACAAAUGUAAACAUUAUACCCAUAUCGUAUUUUUCUGAGAUUUUUCCUUUAAUUACUGUCAACUUAAACAUCUCAUACAUACCGAUAUUUGACAGAAAAUUGUAAUCUCAAGAGUAUUUAAAAAAAAAUUGUUAAGUAACUAUCCACUUUCUAACUAUUAUUAAUUAUUUGCUACCAAAAAUCAUCAUACUCGUUAGACGUAGCAACAUAAUGUGCUUACUAUUCACACGUCCAAAUGUCUAUUCGUUAACGGAUAUCAACUCAUGUAAAGUGAGUAAUUAACAAGGUCAUCAAUGGGCGGCAAACAAAUUUUCCUUUUUUACAUUCAUUUUUAUCAACAUGGUCUAUAUACUAAAAAUCAAAAUAUGAAAAUUGAACUCGUACACAUAUAUAUAUGCAGAUAGGUGAGCGUGUAUAUAAAUAUAAGAAUUGUGUCUCUCACCACAACACGUAUUUUGAUAAUUUUCACUUCCCAUAAUUCUCUCUACCUCUCACUCUUCUUCGUAGAUCUCUCUUAGUUGAUUCUCAUGGAUCCACCAUUCAACGAAACAUACAAAACCCUUUUGUAUAAACAGAUCAAAAACACAGAAAACAGUGUCCCGCAAACACCUUUUAGCUUCCAUGUCACUGCUGUCGUUGAAGAGGUGGAGCUCCCAUUGAUUGACGUUAGCCGUCUGAUCAAUGGAGCCAAGAAGGAGAGGGAGAAGUGUAAGCAAGACAUUGCUAGCGCUUCUAGGGAGUGGGGAUUUUUCCAAGUGAUCAACCAUGGAAUAUCAAUGGAUGUGUUGGAGAAGAUGAGACAAGAGCAAAUUAGGGUUUUUAGAGAACCAUUUGACAAGAAAAGCAAGUCGGAGAAGUUUUCCACCGGGAGUUACCGGUGGGGAACGCCGUCAGCCACUUGUGUACGGCAGCUUUCUUGGUCAGAGGCAUUUCAUGUUCCCAUGACAGAUAUUUCUGACAACAAGUACUUUACUACGCUCAGCUCAACAAUGGAAAAAUUUGCUUCAGAAUCCGAGGCUCUGGCAUAUUCGUUGGCAGAGGUCCUUGCAGAGAAAUCAGGACGGAAAUCAAGUUUCUUCAAAAAAACCUGUGUGAGAAACACAUGUUAUCUAAGGAUGAACCGUUAUCCACCAUGUCCGAACCCAUCGGAGGUGUAUGGUUUGAUGCCACACACGGACAGUGAUUUCCUCACAAUCUUGUAUCAAGACCAAGUCGGAGGACUCCAACUCAUCAAAGACAAUAGAUGGAUCGCCGUUAAACCUAACCCUCGUGCUCUCAUUAUCAAUAUUGGUGACUUAUUUCAGGCAUGGAGUAAUGGCAUGUACAAAAGUGUGGAACAUCGUGUGAUGACGAAUCCAACGGUGGAGAGAUUCUCAACGGCGUAUUUUCUAUGUCCAUCAUACGACGCCGUUAUAGAGUGUUCAGGUGAUUGUCCUGCUUAUAGAAAUUUCAGCUUCGGAGAAUUCAGACAGCAAGUUCAAGAAGAUGUUAAGAAGCUUGGUUAUAAAGUUGGCCUCCCUAGGUUCAUUAAUGAUAUCUACUAAUUUAUACACCCAGCUUUAAUGUAUUAUUUAUAUGCUUUGAUUUUUUUUCAUAUAAGUUUUAGUUGAAUUCUCUUAAUAAAUGUUGUAUUCUAGGUAAACUGGUAAUCUACAUUCAGUCAAAAUCAAUUGUAAAAUCAAUUACGUUAAAACGGAGCUUUGGGUUGAUUGUAAUUUAAAAAAUACUAGA